CACAAUUACAUUCAGUUUUCACCACGGAGCCAGGACGGUUCCAAGGAAAACGAAAUUGUAGUCAGAACCAUGAAGCUCCUGGUGGUGUUAGCAGUAUGCGCUGUGGCCGCAGCGAAUAGUGACGAAGACGUCUUCCGAUCAGUGAUGGGAGUGCUGAAAACUUGCUCCGAUGACAACGUCGCAUUGUGUCUCAAGGAAAAAGCUUUGCGAUACGUGGAAAAUGUCUCGAAUUCUCGAGAACUCAACUUAAUCGAUGGCGUCAGUCUGAUCGGUCAAGGCUCCCCUAGAUCAGCCAGGUCCUUCGAGCCUUUACCCGACGAGCCCAGAGCCAGGGAGAAUCAAGUAGACCUCAGACUUUUGGACGGAGUUGCCGAUUUCUUGGAGAACUUUGUCAUUCAGAUACGUCUGCCGAAGGGUGCCAUUGAAUCUGCGAAGCGAUCCUUGGAAGAAGGUCGCGGUAAGAAGAAGAAGUUGAAGCAACUCCUGCCCAUACUGGCACUCCUGCAACUGAAGAUCCAGUCCCUCAUCCCCGUCUUCCUCGGAAUCAUUGCCUUUGCCGCCGUCAAGGGUCUUAUGUUAGCUAAAGCAGCGCUCUUGGCUUCCGGUUUAAUACUCCUCAAGAAACUGCUUUCCAAAAACGACCAUCACGAGAGCUAUGAGGUCGUGGCGCAUCCCCACCAUGAAGAGCACUUCAGCCACAGUAGCGGUGGCGGUGGAGGCGGCCACGGAGGCUGGGGAAGGUCUGCCCCAGAUGCCCAGAACUUGGCCUAUAAUGCCUACUUACACUAAAACCUAACAGCUGUCUCGCUCACACGUGUGAAGCUUCAACUGUGUGAGCAGGACACCGUUUUUUGGAGCGUCGUAUUUACCUCAUGUCGGAAAAAAUAAUUUAUUUAAUUUAUUUAAAUUAUUUAUUUUAAUUAAGUGAAAGUUUAGCGUUUCUCUUUGGUUUGUUUCGAUGCGUCGCCCGCACCGCUAUGUAUAGUACUUUAAAUUCUACAUUGUACCUGUUUUGUUAUUAUCAUUAAUAUAAUCUAUGUAGACAAUCCAUUACAUUAGUAUUCAUUUAAAAA
Messenger RNA from Bombyx mandarina (wild silkworm), 1073 nucleotides. RefSeq lists its product as uncharacterized. The record is from RefSeq and is a predicted model, not a curated record. Gene Ontology annotation, cellular component: membrane. Lineage: Eukaryota; Metazoa; Arthropoda; Insecta; Lepidoptera; Bombycidae.